Pseudogymnoascus verrucosus is the source of this 1410-nucleotide messenger RNA. RefSeq names its product Glutathione reductase (gene GLR1). NCBI's taxonomy places the organism in Eukaryota, Fungi, Ascomycota, Leotiomycetes, Thelebolales, Thelebolaceae. The record is from RefSeq and is a predicted model, not a curated record. The transcript is spliced from 2 exons. Gene Ontology annotation, biological process: glutathione metabolic process; cellular response to oxidative stress; cell redox homeostasis. Gene Ontology annotation, cellular component: cytosol; mitochondrion. The coding region runs from base 1 to 1410 and encodes 469 amino acids. Gene Ontology annotation, molecular function: flavin adenine dinucleotide binding; NADP binding; glutathione-disulfide reductase (NADPH) activity.
AUGGCUCCAAUCGUGAAGGAAUGUGACUUCUUGGUCAUUGGAGGGGGUAGUGGUGGACUGGCUUGCGCCAGGAGGGCGAGCGGCAUGUACGGCGUCAAGACGAUUGCUGUUGAGGCCAAGAGACUCGGUGGAACGUGUGUGAACGUUGGAUGCGUGCCGAAGAAAGUUACCUGGAACGCUGCCGCUAUUGCAGAGACUAUCCACGAAGCAAAGGCAUAUGGGUUCAAUGUGGAGGAGACAGCCCCGUUCAACUGGCCGCUUUUCAAGACGAAGCGCGAUGCAUACAUCAAGAGGCUCAACGGAAUAUACGCACGCAACUUAGACAACGAUAAGGUCGAGCAUAUCCACGGUUAUGCUACUGUGACUGGCAAGAACGAGGCGACCGUCAAGCUCAACGACGGCACCGAGGCUACCAUUCGCGCAAAGAAGAUCCUGCUCGCCGUUGGUGGCCACCCAAUUACACCACAAGACGUUCCCGGCGCGGAGCUCGGCACGGACAGUGACGGCUUCUUCGAAAUCGAGACCCAGCCCAAGAAGGUCGCCCUUGUCGGCGCUGGAUAUAUUGCUAUCGAGUUCGCCGGCAUGUUCAAUGCAUUGGGAACGGAGACCCAUCUAUUCAUCCGCCACGAGAAGUUCCUCCGCUCUUUCGACCCCAUGAUCCAGGAUGCGAUCGUGGCCGAGUACGAGCGCCUUGGUAUUAAGAUCCACAAGCUUUCGAAACAAAACAAGAUCGAGAAGGACGCUAAGACUGGUCAACUGUCUAUCCACUACGAGGAUUCGGAGGGCGCCGGCGUGCUAGAGAACGUCGACUCGCUCAUCUGGGCUAUCGGUCGUGCCCCAGAAGUUAAGAGGCUUGGUCUGGACUCCGUAGGUGUCAAGCAAGACGCCAAGGGCCAAAUCGUCGCAGACGAGUAUCAAAACACCAACGUCGAGAACAUCUACUCGAUUGGUGACGUUGUCGGAAAGUGGGAGCUUACACCCGUCGCCAUUGCUGCUGGUCGCAGGUUAGCAGACCGUCUCUUUGGUGGCCCUCAAUUUGUCGACUCCAAGUUGAACUACGAGAACAUCCCAUCUGUUGUUUUCGCACACCCAGAGGUUGGGUCCAUUGGACUUACAGAGCCCGAGGCGAUUGCCAAGUACGGCAAGGACGAUAUCAAGGUCUACAACACCAGCUUCACGGCUAUGUACUACGCCAUGAUGGAGCCCGAGGACAAGGGCCCAACGAAGUACAAGCUUAUUUGCCAGGGACCUAAUGAGAGGGUGGUUGGCCUGCAUAUUCUUGGCCUGGGAUCUGGAGAGAUGUUGCAGGGUUUCGGAGUUGCGAUCAAGAUGGGAGCAACGAAGAAGGACUUUGAUAGCGUCGUGGCUAUUCACCCAACAAGUGCCGAGGAGCUGGUCACCUUGAAAUAG